AUGAAAGGGAUAUUUGACCUGCCUCCCACGCUUCGCACUCCACAACGCACAAGUGUUUUACUCCCCGCCACGCCACGCCAACCCGAUAUCCCCCCCACAGGAUUACCUUCCGACGUCACGCAUACCCACGCAGCACGCACCCCUGGAAUUCGCCAGUCCUUCUCGACUGCAAUGGCCUCACGCCAAACUUUCAGAAGCUACGUUUCCCCUGUGCAUCGCACGCAUGCGCGCCGUGCCGUCAACACAAAUUUGAGUAGUUCCUACCGAAUGUGUGCGGAAUGCCCCGACGGUCAAACGAACGAUUCGCGCCUCCGCCUGUGA
This is a messenger RNA of Trypanosoma rangeli, 321 nucleotides long. RefSeq lists its product as uncharacterized. The coding region runs from base 1 to 321 and encodes 106 amino acids. The record is from RefSeq and is a predicted model, not a curated record. The transcript has a single exon. NCBI's taxonomy places the organism in Eukaryota, Euglenozoa, Kinetoplastea, Trypanosomatida, Trypanosomatidae.